Molecule: messenger RNA, 909 nt
Organism: Geodia barretti
Lineage: Eukaryota; Metazoa; Porifera; Demospongiae; Tetractinellida; Geodiidae
Source: the annotation of a GenBank genome assembly
AUGGCCGCCAUGGGCGCUGCCCUCGGGUUGCAGGCCAACGCCAAAGAUUUGCCCGGUCGCGUGGUAAUCAUCGGAACACCGGCUGAAGAGGGAGGCGGCGGCAAGAUACGAUUGCUGGAGGCUGGCGUUUUCGACAGCGUGGACGCUACCCUUUCUUCCCAUCCAUUCUCCAACCGCACCAUUAUUCCCGCAGCCGCACCCGUGGGGGAGAGCUGGAGUCUGGCAAUGGUGGGCUACCGGUACAUGUUCCACGGCAAAGCCGCUCACGCUGCCGCCGCGCCGGAGGCCGGCAUCAAUGCGUUGAACGCGGUCAUCCACCUGUUCACCGGCAUCGACGCCUUGCGCCAGCACCUGAGAGACGACGUCCGCAUUCACGGAGUGAUCACCGACGGCGGAAUGGCGCCCAACGUCGUGCCCGAAUUCGCCGCCGCCAAUUUCAUGCUGCGGUGCCGGGAACGACGGUACCUGAGCGACGUGGUAGUCGGUAAGGUAAAACAGGUGGCGGAAGGAGCGGCCUCCAUGACCGGCGCCCGCCUGGAAGUCCAGGAAUUUUAUCCCUUCUACGAGAACGUACAGCCCAACGUGGUGCUGGCCCAGGCGGUUCGGGCCAACGCCCAGGCGCUGGGAAUCAAACUGGAUGAACCGGUAGCCGGCCGGCCGGGCAGCGGCGCAUCCACCGAUUUCGGCAACGUCAGCCAGGUGAUGCCCGCCUUCGAGUUGAGGUAUGCGGUCAGCGAGGAGCCCGUGGCCUCCCACACCCGGGAGAUGUGUGCGACCGCCGUUACCGAUCUGGCCCUCUCCAAUGCUCUGUCAGUAGCCAAGGCGCUCAGCCUGACGGCAAGCGACCUGCUCUGUGAUGCCCCGUUGGUUGAGGCCGCCAAAGACGAGUUCGCCAGUCGCGGCAGAUGA